Rhizopus microsporus ATCC 52813 is the source of this 1668-nucleotide messenger RNA. RefSeq lists its product as uncharacterized. The record is from RefSeq and is a predicted model, not a curated record. Bases 263 to 1633 code for a protein of 456 amino acids. Lineage: Eukaryota; Fungi; Mucoromycota; Mucoromycetes; Mucorales; Rhizopodaceae. Gene Ontology annotation, cellular component: nucleus; cytoplasm. Gene Ontology annotation, molecular function: ubiquitin binding. The transcript is spliced from 3 exons.
CUCUAUUUUAAUUUUUUUUCUCUCUCUUUUCUCUUUUUUAAUCUUUCUUUAGGCAAACACCAAAAAUACAAUAGCAGAGCCUUCUUUUUAUAUAUUUCAGAACAGCACAUAACGUAUAUAUAAAGUAUCAUUUUAUAUAUAUAUAUAUUUAUAUAUAAUUUUAUUUUCCCUUCACACACACACAUACCUUCUCUCUCCCUCUCUUUCUCUUUCUCUCCCCCAUAAUCUAAAAGAACCCCAGAAUAAAGAAAAAGAAAAAGAGAUGCCAUCUAAGCGAAACCAAUCCAAAAAUCAAAAUGAUCUCAAGACCUUCAAAUCACUCUAUAAACAGCACUUGUCUUCACUUAUUGAGUUGUUUCCCGGUUGGAGUCAAGAAGAUUUACUUUUUGUCAUGGACGAAUGUCAAGGUGAUUUGGAUCUAGCCAUCAACCGCAUUUCAGAAGGUCACGCCAGUCAGUGGGGUCAAGUCAAGACAAAGAAGACAAAAUCAGUACAACAAAAGAAACCAUUCUUGAAUAAUAAAGGAGACUCGCGUAGUAGUAAAUCAAAAGGAAAAUCCUCUAAAUCAAAGCAUAAUAACAAUAAUAAUAACAGCAAGCAAGAAGUAAAACCCCAAGCAAAUCCAGAGCCACAAAAGCCUUCGUGGGCAAGUAUCCUGAAAGGACCACCUUCCUCUCCUCCAACAGAACAAAAGACAGUAGAACCAGUAAAAAAGGAGGAAGCAAAGGACGAGCAAACUAGAGUAACCGAGGAAACUAAACAAGAAUCGACAGAGAAGGAACAAGAACCAGAAAAGGAAAUCGAUGAACAGGCAGACACAUUAAAUGAAAUAGAAAAGAAGGAAGCUGUAAAUGAAGAAGAACAACAGCAAGACGAAGAAGAGACAAAGGAAAUAGAAGAACCAACAGAAGUAAAAAAGGAACAAGAAGUUAGAAAAGAUCAAGAGUCUCGGGAGGAAAAGACUAGAGUUGUGAAAGAAGAAAAGGUCAUACAGGUUCACCGUACGAUUCGAAGAUUGAACCAAACCGAAGCUGUCGUCUUGCCUACAAAUCAAUCUGCGCCUAUAGCUUCUGUAAAUGUCCAAUUUGGUAGCCUUACCAUCUCUACUGGUGAAGAAAGUACCGAGGUUGACGAAAAGGAAGACGAGAAGACAAGGGAAGUAGAGAGUAAUGAUGAAGUAGUGACACAGACUGUCACUGAGCAGGUACCACAGCAAAAAGAGGAAUCACCUCAGCCAGAAAUCUCAUUACCGCAACAACAACAAUUACAAACGCCCCAACCCCAACCACAGCUACAGCCACAGCAGCAACAGCAACAACAACUACCUUCAUUCCAAUCUGUAGCGCAACCAUCCUCAGUCCAAGCUGCUCAGCAUGUGGCUCAACAAGCAAACACACAGCCACCGCUACCUGUCAACCAGCUUCAUCCUUUACAACAACAACAACAACAACAACAAACACCAUUGCCUAUGGCGGGGCUCGUAGGAUUCAAUUACCCAUUACAACAAACACAGCAACAGCCUGUAGCUGAUUCAUAUAUUAAUCCAUAUUAUGUACCACAUACAGCAGCUGGAUAUACAGGUGGAGAAUAUAAUACGGUGUAUUCUAAUGAUACACAAAGAAUGGUAAAAUGACUAUCUUGUGUGUGUUUAUUGACUGACUGUCAUUU